AUGGCCCUGUCCCCGGUGACCGCUAUAGUGAGCGCCUCCCUGGUGCUCUUCUUGCUCUACAAGUACAUCUUGCAUCCGGUCUUUCUGUCUUCAUUGUCGAAAAUCCCGAAUGCCCAUUGGACAGCCCCGGUUUCCCCGUUAUGGAUGCUGUGGAAACGAUUCCAAAGCGAAAACAACCGGACGAUCCAUGCGGCCCAUGAGAGGCUAGGGCCGAUUGUGAGGCUGACCCCCUCGGAGAUAUCGAUCAACUGUGUGGAGGACGGCAUCAAGACCGUCUACUCGGGCGGGUUUGAAAAACAUGAAUGGUAUCCGCGGGUCUUUGGAUCCCUGGGAACAGUCAGCAUGUUCACCAUGACUGGAAGCAAGGUUCAUUCGACUCGAAAGAGGAUGUUGUCGAAUAUCUAUAGCAAGUCGUACUUGCAGUCAUCGCCUCACAUGCGUCUGAUUUCCGAAACCAUCAUCUUUGACAGAUUCCUGCCCAUGAUCCAGGAAGCUGUGGCGGCCAAGACUCCCAUUGAAAUGUACGAUCUCAAUCAGGGCGUCACGAUGGAUUUCGUGUCGGCAUAUCUAUUUGGCUUGGCCAACGGGACCAACUUCCUUCAGGAUCCAGCUUAUCGGAAAAACCUACUGUCACUCUAUCACUCCAGAAAGAAGUUCGAGUUUUAUCACCAAGAAGUUCCAAACACCUUGUCCUGGCUCAAGUUUUUCGGGAUCCGUUUGAUCCCCUCAUGGUGCGACGAAGCCAAUGAGGUACUCGAUACAUGGUGCCUAGGAAUGUGUGACAAGGCAGAGCAAAAUCUGGAAUUGACCGAUCUGAACAUUGAGCCUGUCGUGUACAAGCAUCUCAAGCAGGCAAUGGCGAAACAAUCCUCCGGCACAAAGAGAAAUCAGGAGAGUCUCGAGCAGGAGCGAAUUGAUAUCGCUUGUGAACUAUAUGAUCAACUCACGGCCGGAUUCGAGACGAGCGCCGUUGCGCUAACCUAUCUCCUAUGGGAACUCUCCCAGCAUUCCGAGUUGCAGCGAGAACUGCGCGAAGAACUUCUUACCCUAGAACCGAGAAUCCAGUAUCCUCGACCCUCGACCUCCGCCGGACUGCCAUCGGCCAAGUCCGUUGACUCUUUGCCUCUCCUGGAAGCCAUCGUCACGGAGACCUUGCGCCUUCAUGCCCCCAUUCCCGGAAUCCAACCGCGAGUGACUCCGUCACCAUCUUGUAGUCUGGCCGGGUAUGAAGAUAUCCCCGCCAACACGCGAGUGAACGCGCAAGCUUAUUCGCUCCAUCGCAACGCGGAGGUAUUCCCGGCUCCCGAAACCUGGCAGCCUAAACGGUGGCUCAAGAGCAGCAACUCAUCCUCCGACAUCGAGGAAAUGAAGCGUUGGUUCUGGGCAUUUGGCAGUGGCGGCCGAAUGUGCGUGGGGAGUAAUUUGGCCCUGCAAGAAAUUAAACAUGUAGUUGCCGCGAUUUACACCAACUACAAGACCAGCAUCGUCGACGACGACAAUAUCGAAGCAAUCGAUGCUUAUACGGUCAAGCCUCGAGGGGAGAAGUUAGUGUUGAAUUUUGAAACCGCCUAG
Molecule: messenger RNA, 1572 nt
Organism: Aspergillus melleus
Lineage: Eukaryota; Fungi; Ascomycota; Eurotiomycetes; Eurotiales; Aspergillaceae
Product: cytochrome P450
Exons: 3
Coding region: 1-1572 (523 amino acids)
Molecular function (GO): oxidoreductase activity, acting on paired donors, with incorporation or reduction of molecular oxygen; heme binding; monooxygenase activity
Source: RefSeq, a predicted model, not a curated record